Candidozyma duobushaemuli is the source of this 1767-nucleotide messenger RNA. RefSeq lists its product as uncharacterized. Lineage: Eukaryota; Fungi; Ascomycota; Pichiomycetes; Serinales; Metschnikowiaceae. Bases 1 to 1767 code for a protein of 588 amino acids. The record is from RefSeq and is a predicted model, not a curated record. The transcript has a single exon.
AUGAAGUCCAUUUUCCGAUUUUCAAGCGACAAAACCGUUUUCGCUUCCGCCAGCUCUCUGGAAACCUGCUUCUCCCGUCCGCUGCCAUUAUCAACGCCAAUCAGCGUUACUCUGGUGAGCCUUGACGGUGAGACCCUUGCAGCCAAACUGGCCUCCAGCCAGAAGCCUUCCAAGAGAGCUCGCUUCAAGGAGAUCCUCAGACGUCUUUUCAGACGCGACAGGAGAACCUAUGCCAACUGCCCUUCCGUCGAUUCCUUCAGCUCUGUGGUUUCGACUGAACCCAUUUGCGCAGUUCCAGCCAGACAAGUUCUGUGCUACAGAGCCGUCCCACGGACCAGGCUCCCAAGGCUCUACGCCUACCGUCUUCCAACUCUCAGAAUUGCAUUCAACCCAUUGAGGCCUGUCAAGUUCCCAGGCGUUUCGGAGUACACACUCAACGCCUGCUUCACAAGCCCAAUCUGGACCACCUCCCCAGACUCCAAGGUCCCUCUUUCUCCUUUCAAGAGAAACCCACUCAGAAUCACUAUUUCCCAACCCCCCUCCGGCGAUGUGACCACCCCCAAGCCAAACGGCCUUGUCUACUCGCCCUACCACGACUUCUUCGUGCGUUUGAACUGGCUCUUUGAAACCUGGCGCCGCCAAUGCCAGACCAGCCCAUUGCUGCUUCCCCAAACCGUCUGCCUGCCACUAGUGACGGUGGUCGUUUUCCCCAAAUCGGCCUUCUCCCCCAAUGGGGCCUUUUGCCCCGACGCUGUUUGUGCAACUGAGUCUCCACGCAUUGAGACUUUGGAGCACGAUUCCAACGCAAAGCUCGAGGAAUGCCACCCCCGGCUUAGUGCCUUGGAGGCCCAUCUCGCUCAAGCACUCCCUGACGACGCCAGUUUCCGCAGACUCGAGAAAAUGGGCUUGGACGUGGUCCACCUUCAUGAGACCCGCAAGCCAGUGGCUGCGAAAUCCAAGAAGGUGAGCUUUUCUGGAACCAACGCCGUGGUUGAGUUUUCCGCUGACGAUGCGCCUUCCGUCAUCAGCGAUUCUUCAAUCGGUUUGCCCGGUUUCCUUCCCAAAAGCGCCCUUCGUGUCCCGGCAGCCUUCCCUCUUUUGAAGGCCGCCCUGGUGCCCCAGCCUGAGGUCGCACCCUACGAUUUCGCAGCCGAGUUCAACGAAUUGGCACACCAGGUCGAGCAACUUGACCUCCACGAGCCCGGCUACAAGCAGCAAAGAAGAGCAAUCUGCCGCCGCUUUAAGGCCUUCUUCCAUUCUGUCGCCUCGGGCCCCCACACCUCCGUACACCGGCUUUUGGCCUCGCAGGCCAAUUCGCUCGUUCACGCCAGAAAGUGUUUCGCAGCCACCGCCGCCGUAUCCAGAGGCCUCGCAGUCCAGGGCACCCAUGACAUAACCACCGUGCGGACACUCUGCCAGAACCACAAUUUCACGGCAGAGUUUUUGGUGGAUUUGGAGUCUGGCAUCGACGACCACCUUGCCGAGUUGGGCCCGCAAUUGGCGUCUUUGCAGGCCUUGAGACCCUCGUUGGAAGGGUGGUACAUGCUGUUUUUCGAGACCCACUGCCGCGCCCGUUUUGCACCCACCGACGCAGACGAGGCCCAUUUCCAUGAACGCAUUGGGUUUGCUCAGUACCGCCAGAGAUGUUUCAUGGUGGACACGGAAUUGGGAACCUGGGAGCAGUAUUUGAGGCACCAUCUUGGUGUUUUGUCGGAAGCGGCGGGGUACAAUGCCGAGCUGCUUCGGAUGAUGCUCUGUGUUGAGUAG